This is a messenger RNA of Saprolegnia parasitica CBS 223.65, 803 nucleotides long. RefSeq lists its product as hypothetical. Gene Ontology annotation, molecular function: oxidoreductase activity. The record is from RefSeq and is a predicted model, not a curated record. Bases 1 to 765 code for a protein of 254 amino acids. The transcript has 2 exons. Lineage: Eukaryota; Oomycota; Saprolegniomycetes; Saprolegniales; Saprolegniaceae.
AUGACCCUCAAGCUCGCCGGCAAGGUCGCGCUUGUCACGGGCGCGUCCCGGGGCAUCGGCCGCGCGAUCGCCGCCAAGCUGGCGCAAGAUGGCGCGUCCAUCGUCCUCAACUACGCGACCAACGAAGCCGACGCCGUCGCGGCCGUCGAAGCCACCAAGGCCCACUUCACGCUCCCGUCACAGCGCGCGAUCCACGUCCGCGCCGACACGGCGGUCUACGCGCAGUGCCGGCACCUCAUUGACGAGACGAUUGAUGCGUUCGGACAGCUCGACAUCCUCGUCCUCAACGCCGGGGUCCUCAUCAACCACAGCCUCGCUGAGAUCACGGAAGAGUCGUUUGACCGCUCGAUGAAUGUCAACGUCAAGGGCCCGCUCUUCCUGACGCAGAUUGCAUCGCCCAAGCUGCCGGAAGGCGGGCGGGUCAUCUUUAUUUCGUCAACGCUCACGGCCUUUAGCGGGAUCAUGCCCAACUACGCGCUGUACGCGACAACCAAGGGCGCUGUCGAGCAGCUCUCGCGCACGUUGGCCAAGGACCUCGGGCGCCGGGGCAUCACCGUCAACACCAUAUCGCCGGGUCCGACGGCCACGGAGCUCUUCUUCAAGGACAAGUCGGACGAAACCAUCGAGAUGUUCAAGCGGUUGGCGCCGACGGGCCGCCUCGGGGAGCCCGACGACAUUGCCAACGUCGCCGCGUUCGUGGCGGGUCCCGACUCGGCGUGGGUCAACGGCCAAAACAUCCGCGCAAAUGGCGGCUACGUCGUCUAGGACCGCUUUCUAAGCGAACAUUGGACUGGUGUUUACAG